Talaromyces marneffei is the source of this 2511-nucleotide messenger RNA. RefSeq lists its product as uncharacterized. NCBI's taxonomy places the organism in Eukaryota, Fungi, Ascomycota, Eurotiomycetes, Eurotiales, Trichocomaceae. The coding region runs from base 1 to 2511 and encodes 836 amino acids. The transcript has a single exon. The record is from RefSeq and is a predicted model, not a curated record.
AUGGAUUCACUCUCCAUCUCCCCGCAACUUCUAUCCCCGUCAUCAACCGCCAGGCAGAAUCGACAUCAUACCUUCCGAAGCUCCCCCUGGUCCAGUCCGCCUUCUGUAUACGUCCGUUCCCCGCCGUCUCCACCAGCGAGGCCAGAGCCAUUGAAUCUCCAGACGCGGCGAUUACAGCUGCGAAACGCGCGUUUCCAGGGAACUCGAAUCUCGCCAAAUAAGACAGCCGUGUCGGAGCAUUUGGCGACAUCAUGGCGCACUACGUCUCCGGCAUCUGAUGUUUCGGUCGAUAAAGAAAAUCAAUCCCCUUCUCCUGAUAACGCCUCAGAACAAAGCCAAGACAGUAAAACGCCCGGGUCGGCACGGAGGAGCUUCAGUAUUCUACAAGAAAUUCACGACUCGUCACAAAGAGGUCGCAAAUUGCGUCGUCCUUCUUUGUCGCGGCUUUUUGGUCCGCCGCUCGAUGGUUCGGAGCAUUCUUUGAGUCGACGAUAUUCAUAUCGGUCCCCGUCAUCCGUGCGACAGCUGUCCCCUUAUUCUAUUUUGAGGGAGAAUGAUGCGGAUCUCUUGACGACAACUAAUAAUCAACAGAACCGGUCCUCGCCGUUGUCAACUUUAAAUACAAACAGACCGAGAAGUAAUAGUCGCGAUAGAGCAGACAACUACGCAACGGAGAGAUAUAUCGAGCAUCUAGAAGCACAACUAGCCGCUGUACAGAACCAUUCCAGUCCAAUGCAGGCAUCAACCACCAAGCCCCAGGUCUCCAAGCUGAGGGCGCUGAAUGCCGAGAUCAAAGUGCUACGACAGGAGAUUGCGGAGUGGGAGGAUAAGUUUGAUGUUCGAGUGCAUGAAGAAGUUGGACUUCGGACAGAUGUUGAGAGUAAGCUUCGAACCAAGAUUAUCUUUUUGGAAGGCCAACUCGAGGAUUAUGCCACUCGUAUCAAGGAAUUAGAGUGUGAGCGGGAUUUGCAGGCACAGAAGCUACGAAACGUAGAAUCUCUACGAUCCACGAAUCGGGGACUCGAAAGGCGUAUUGACGUCUUGACAGAACUUCUUGCCCAGUCUCCGACGAAAAUAGAACCUCGCAGUCCAGAACUAUCGCCCAUCCGCAGUCCUGGUCCCCGUCUGUCGCGACCUAAGUCAAUGCUCCCGUCUGUACCUUCGCGUUCGGACGUUGUCUAUCAGCCACCUACCGAUCCAAGCUUGAACGUUGACCCUGAGGCUAGUGUUGAGAAACAUUCAGAGCCAGAGGUUCCCGAUCUGAUUCCUGAUGACUCCACUAUUGCUUCUUCGGUAAUAUCCAAAUCUCAGCGUUCGUCUACAAUUUCCCGUCCUUCAUCCAUCUCAUCACCAUGGAGUGUUCCUCUUCCUUUCUCACCAGAGUUACAAGGUAAAACUCCAGUGCGAUCGCGAAAUAUGCGGCGGUUUCCUUCGGGAACUUGCACACUGAAACCUUUGAUAUUACCUACUACUGCUACUCCCACACCCACAUCACCACAGCGACAGUUCCUUUCAGGCGAACCCUACUCUUCGAUCUACAGUCCUCCUGGCUACGGCGGCACCGAGGAUGCAACCCGAUUCGCGCAAGAAGAAACAUUGGCUGCUUUGGAAGGUCGUACAAGGCAUUAUCAAGAAUAUGAAGACAUGUCGGAGCCAGAAGAUGACAACAUGUCGGACUCACCGUUGUCAAGGAGAUCGGGCCCUGAGACUAUGCGCUUUGCGUCAACACUAGACUCUGAGCUUGAGGAAGCAGAGCGAAAUAACGGAUUUGCAAUGUCACGGUCAAGUCAAUCAAGUGAAACUUACUCCCAGCUCAACACUCCUGGUGGAUCAUGUCGUCUGAAUAUAUACGGUAGCUACAACACACCUAAGGCGUAUAGCAAGGUACCGUUAUCAGUGCGCAAAAGUAGCAGUGUCGACUUGGAAGCCGGCAUCUCCCGAGACCAGAAAAUGUCGUCCUUUGCUCGAACGUUGAUUGUAGGGAUAUGGAAGAAUAGUCUCAAACAACUCGGCCGACUUUCGUGGUGGGUUCUGGGAAUUCUGUUUGGAGCCGAACAGCGAAACGAGUGGGCAAAGAGUUCAUCCUCAUUACGAGUGCGCAUGAAACCAGAAACUCAACAUCGACCUUCUCUGCCUGUCUGCCACGCAUGUGGCCAGUGUUCACAAGCUCACAGACGAGAGGAGAGCACCACUUCGAACAACGAGAAUCUCGACAGUAUCAAUCGUACCAUACUCAUGUGGACAAAACUCUCUGUCGCAAUAAUAGUAGCUUUCGGACGUGCGAUUCGCUAUGGGCCUGAAGCAGUGCUGCUCGAAACCCGAAACGACAAACCAACGAAUGAAUCUCGCCCAUCAUCGUCGAUCCGUUAUAACAGACACAUAUCAAUCGACCAGACGAACUCAUUCAGCCCGCGCAAUAAGAACGAAAUCGAAGAUGAACAUAUUGCAUCCGAGGAAUACACAGCCUGGCCCAUGAGACCCUUGACGGCUGAGCACUUUUUCAUCAGCUGA